UUGCGAACGACGUGGAAUUGUACAUUGUAUGCAUUCUUGGUGUGUUGUUUUUUUUUCUCGUACACGAUCUCGCGCGAUGAAAGAGACAGGGACAGAAAGAGAAAGAGAAAAAGCGAGUUAUUUUCCUUAAACUAUGGUAGUAGUGAAUUGAAAACAAAUAACUGAAUGAAUAAAAAACUAUAUAUUCUUGACUGUUGGAAUACACAGUUAUUCGUUGUAUUGCAUAUCGGAUGCAAUUGAGUAUGUGUUUUUUGCAAGUUAUCGUUUUAUUGCGGCAACACUGAACCCUAUCGGACUGGUAUACCGUAACCAAGAUUGUGUCAGGUGGACAGGUGAACUGAACUGAAGCAUCGAUAUUAUUUUAUUGGAUAACAAAAGUGUAAAGCAUAGCAUUUUGUAUAACAAUAAAAAAAAAUCAAGAGAGCGAGAGAAAGAGAAAGGGGUGUUAGGUUUACAAAAAAAAAGUCGAAACAAUUUGAUUUAUCGUGAUAGUGAUGAAAGUAGAAAAAUCAGAAAAACGAACACAUUGUGAUUUUCUUUACUUUGAUGCGGUUUUUCGACACUAAAAAACGAUUUAAUUUCACAAUUGAAUAUUUUUGCAAAAAAAAAAAGAUUUAUCGUCUCAUAUUUACAUUGUCCACAAUUGGCUUCGCAUCCCGUGUGCCGUUUCAAAUUGUGUGUGCAUGAUUCAUAAUUUGAUUUUAUUGUUGAGGUGUCCCUGGAGUGUACCAUCAUAAAAUAAAACAAAACGAUGAAAAUAAGAUCAAAUUUUACCAAAAACAAACAUACCAUUUAUGUUGAUGAUGGUGAUGACGAUGAAGAAGAAUAAAACAAGCCGACAACGAAUGAUGAAUAAGUGAAACUCAUCUAUUUUGUUUUUUGUCUUAAGAGAAGAAAAAAAUUAUAAAUAAAAACCAAACCCAAAAAAACCGCAUUCACAAAAUACAACAGUUACAGUUAUCAUCAUUGCAAACAAAAUUACCAUUGCUAUACACGACGACGCAUUGUGAAAAUUAAGAAUAGAACAACAACAAAAAUAACUAAAUAGGAAAAUCAAGAAGCGAAAAAAACCAGUAGAAGAAGGAAAAUUCAGUUGAAAAAAGGGCAUUGGGAAAAAGGGAAUUUUUGUGCAAAAAAAAAAAAAAGAAACCGAAGAGAAGAAGCAGAAAAACGACAGAAGAAAAUCUACCAGCUCAUCAAAAUUUAUGUAGAUUUGAGUGUAUGUUUGGUUGUGCUACAACAAGCACGACGCGGUGUGUACAUAAUUAUACGCUGUGCGUUUUGUGAGCGGGAGCGAGAGAGCAAAUAAAAAGGACGAAGAAAGUAAAAAUUGAAAUGGUUCUGAAGUAAAUUGUUUAGUUCUUCGUUUAGUGGAUGUGUAUAUGUGUUCUGGUUCAGUGUUUACCAUGAUUGUUACUAGUACAAAAGCAAAAUAAAAACGUGAAAAACGCUACAUACAGCAUAACAAACGGUUUCGGUUGGAAUUUAUACUAUUUAUUGUGUGCAAAAAAAAAAAGAAAAGAAAAGAGAGUGAGAAAGUAGAAGAAGAAGAAAUAAACAAGUGCGGAACAGUGCGGAACGACAAGACACGAGAAAAAGAUUCGAGUAAAGUGUGUAUGCAAUGUUUUCUGUCAAGCAGCUUGUGCUCGUCAACAACGAUUCGGAAAAUAUGCUCUAUGACAUCGAUGCUGUCAUCUCAUCUAGCACGAUUAAAAAAAAUCCCCAACUACACCAAAAGUCAUCGCAGUCAAUCGCAACAUUUGAAUCGAACUAUUUGUUUAACUAACAACGAAAUUUUCCGAAAUUAUUUGUUCACAAAAGACAAAUAAAUAAGAUAAAAGAAGAGAAAGAGAUUGCGAGCAUAGAACAUAUUGUGGAAAAAGUGAAUAAAAAGAAAAAUAAAAGAAAACAUAAAAACGAAAUAAAUAUUGAAAAUUUAUCUACAGCAAAUUUUAUCAUCCUUCGAUGUGAAGUUGCCAGUCCGGUGCUGCAGAUGAUAGAGGAGGGCGGAAAAGACAGAGUGUGUAGUGUUCGUGCGACGAGAACGACGGCGACGGCGAAGACAGCGACAGCUCGAGAAAAAAGAAACAAUAAUACUUGCACACAAAAUCGAAAGAGAAAGUUGUAAGAGAAGCGCGACAGUGAAUGAGCGUGUUCGCGAAAUAAAUGGAAAAAACAGAUAGAAUCUAGUAUACUAUACUGUAUAUACACAUCGACCAAAGAUAUCUGAAGCUAUCAAUUGGAAACAUUCGAUACAAUUUUUCUUUUCAUCGAAUUGGUAUGCGGUUUAAAUAGCAAACGAUCACAUUCGUACGUAAUUCAAACUGCUUCCAGCAGACACGGAAGAUAUUUAAAAAAAAAAGACGAAGAAGAAGAGGAAAACCCACAACCGCACAUAAACACACAAAAAUGGUUUUCGAUUUCAAACCAUUUAAGCAAACCACGUCGAGUUGUUUCUACGCUAUUAUUUUAAUGGUGCUAAGCGGCCUGCAUGAAUUAAGAUGUAAUGAACAUGCUCUGGAUUUUCAAAAGAACAUUCCAGUUCGUGUUGUUUGGGCAGUUAAGGGAAAAGAUGUCGAUUUACCAUGCGAUAUAACGACAUCGGUUCCAGGCGAUUAUCCAAAGUUAAUAUUGUGGUUUAAGGAUACCACUGGCAUUCCCUUAUAUAGCAUCGAUUCACGAGAACGAAAUGUUAAAUUUGGAACACAUUCGGCAAUUGCCAGUGAUUUGGGUGAGCGCCUUUUUUUCGCCAUCGAUGACAAUAACAGUAAAAAUGCACGGCUUCAAAUAAAAAACGUACAAGAUACCGAUGGCGGUGUGUACCGGUGUCGAGUGGAUUUCUUCAAUUCAGCGACACGAAACUCACGGAUUAAUCUCACACUAGUUGUUCCGCCCGAUGAGCCGCGGAUAUUUGAUACGCAUGGUAAGGAAAUAACAACAAUAGCCGGACCAUUUCGUGAGGGUCAGGAAUUUUUUCUAUCGUGUCAAGUGAGCGGCGGAAAUCCACCGCCGAAAGUAUCAUGGUGGCGAUCAGAUGUCGAAAUACCUGGUCUGAAUCAUCAAUCAAUUGUAACGGGCGCAGUUAUAAACAAUAUACUGAUGCGAGUCAUACCCAGGGACUAUUAUGCAACGAAAUUAACAUGUAGAGCUCAGGGAACUACAUUAAUUGAUCCAGUCGAAAAAGAAGUCACUGUCCAACUUCAUCUGAAACCACUUAAAGUUAAAAUAGUCUCAUCCAAUGAAAUAUUAACUGUUGGUGUCAAAUCGCCACUACGAUGCGAAGCAUGGGGCUCAGCACCACCAGCGAAAAUAUCGUGGUUUUUGGAUGGAAUACCAGUAAUAAAUGCCGAAAUUACAGCCCAUACUGAUAGCAGUGAUGAGGGUGGAAAUAAAACAGUGAGCAUCGUUCCGCUGGCAGUUGUGCCGGAAAAUAAUGAUGCUGAAUUGGUGUGUCGUGCAUCGAAUCCAUGGUUUCCCAGCGACAUAAUCGAAGAUAAGAGAAUCAUUAAAGUGGCCUAUGCGCCUAGUGUGUCAGUGCACUUGGCUAACGAAGAACCGAUUCCCAGUCGUUUAAUUAUUCGGCCGGAACGUGAAAAUGUGACGCUGAAAUGUCGUGCGGACGCCAAUCCGCCGGUGGAUUCGAACAGUUAUGGAUGGUUUAAAAAUGGUAUGCGAAUGUCUGGUGAAAAUACGGAAACAUUGCAUCUCAUAAACCUCGAACGACAAAACAUCGGUGAAUAUUCAUGUUCGUCGAAAAAUGAUUUGGGUGAAAAUCACAGUUCAACACUAACUUUGCGUGUGCAAUAUGCACCGCGAUGCAAACCAGGCACAGAACAAUCGUCGGUAGGCUCUAUAAAUAUGCAUUCGAUUGAUGUACGGUGUGAAGUCGAUGCAGAUCCGGCUGAAAAUAUUCGCUUCAGUUGGACGUACAAUAAUACGAGAAAUGUGUCGCCGGUACUAAAUUCGAGAAUAACGUCAAAUGGAUUAGUUAGUACGAUGACAUAUCUUGCACCUACUGAUUCCGAGCUAACACUGGCAUGUUGGGCAAGCAAUGCAGUCGGUCGUCAAGAAAUCCCAUGUUUAAUUCAUAUAAUACCAGCCAAAUUGCCCGAACAACCGAAAUACUGUGAACUCAGAAAUGAUACAAUAUUCGAGGUUGUAUGCACGGGUGGUAACGACGGUGGUUUACCGCAAUAUUUUCUGCUUGAGGUGGUUGGUGGCAAUCCCGUGAGUCCUGAUUUUAGUAGAAAUGAUUUUGACAAUAACAUGAACACCAAUGAAAUAUCAACAAUGAACGAUCAAGCAACAACAGCACCUUUGCGUCGAAUUAAGGAGUCUCUUCCCGAAUUUAAGUUGUAUGAUUUAGAACCGGGUCGUGAAUAUCAAUUUUUAGUGUACGCUGUAAAUGCAAAGGGCCGAAGUCAUCCACCUGUCGUAAUGCAGGGAAAAACGUUUAACGACAUCAUUGGACCGCAUGAUGAGACCAUUUUAUCGGAGGAUCCACCUACGGAAAUCUCAAAACAGGAAAAACAAAGACAAUCAACAAUGAUUAUUAUUGGAGCCGGAGCAGCAGCAUCUUCAGUUAUUGUAGCUUUAUUUGCUGUGCUGUGCCGACGAUCACGACCAACACAAGUGACCGAUCCAAAACCAACAUCAACCGAACACCAGAUGAAACGAUUGAAACCAACACGAAUGCCAUCCAUGUAUGCAGCAGAAGAAGAUGGGAUUGACGAUUACGGCCGAUGCGCAGAUGUACGAUGUACACGAACGAUAGGUGGUCAAAGCACCAGUCACUUCAUAUCUGAAGGUUUUGUACAAUAUUCACAGCCUAGUUUCAACGGUAUGGUCGAAUUGUAUCAGUCUAGUGCAAGCAUCAAUAUGUGUUCUUAGCGAAUUCCGAACGAUUUUUAGGUAUGAUAAUUAGAUAAACAAAAUUUUCUACAAACCAAACAAACAAAACCAGUUGAAUAAUUUUAACCAUUUAUAUUAAUAUUAUCAAGUAACGAGAUACUGAUUCGAAUUAGUCUUCAAACAAAGAAAGAAAGAAUGAUAUAUAUAUAUAUAUAUAUGGAAAAAAAGCUGAUUGUAAUCUAAAUGAACGUUCUCUUUUAAAAAGAAAAUGCAUAUAUUUACUGUCGGUAUAGUCUCUUCAGGAUGCAUUUUCCCUUGCAUUUUAAAAUGAUUGACACAAAAGGGAAAAUGGAAAUUAAACAAGAGAUAUAGAAAGACAGUAAACGCAGAGAGGCUAUUCAUUGUGCGGUAUUUGUGCUUUUGAACUAAAUGUUGUUGUAUUUAAUCGACGGUCUCUGAAUAAACCAAUCCAAAAAAAUAUAUAUAUAUAUAAAAAAAUUGUACGGCUAAAAUUGCGAAAAUAGAUAAACUUUUAACAAAGAAAUAAAUAACAACAAAAAUGUACAUAAUUUUACGGAGAGAAAAAAAAUGGGCGAAGAAUGAAAAAAAGAGAGUACCCAACAAACCAUUAAUUUUAUUCAACCUUUCAAAUUUUAUUAUUAUGCUAAAUUGGACUGGACAUUACGAAACGGGAAAACCAUUUUACCAAAGUAAAUGAACGUUGUAUGAAAAUGAACACAAACACUCUAUAAAUAUAUUGUAGUUAAAAAAGUGAGACGAUGAAUUCAAGAUACUGUCUAAGAUAUUAUGUAAAAGAGAGAUAAAUUAAACAAAAUAUUAAGAAAAAUAAGAAGGAAAGGAAAGUUUAUAUGCUGCGAGCAAAACAAAAAUCGUAUGUACAAAAUAAAAUCUAUCUUAUAACACUGUUUUUAUGCUCAACUGACAAAUGAAACGAAUUGAAUCGUUUUCUUGGACGUUCUUUUUUUCCAAAUAGAAGAAUAAAACUGAAACAAAAAUAACAAGUAAAACGCAUUACAAAUUACCGAUAAAAGUAUCAUCAUUAAAUUCAAAUCUUUUUUUUAUUGUUUGAAAUUUAAUAUUAAUGUAUAAUUUUUCCGUCUUUAGACGCUAUUGCAAACAAAACCAAAGCCAAUCGGGCGCUAAUACUUAA
Molecule: messenger RNA, 6022 nt
Organism: Contarinia nasturtii (swede midge)
Lineage: Eukaryota; Metazoa; Arthropoda; Insecta; Diptera; Cecidomyiidae
Gene: side
Product: synaptogenesis protein syg-2
Exons: 19
Coding region: 2410-4890 (826 amino acids)
Molecular function (GO): protein binding
Source: RefSeq, a predicted model, not a curated record